UUUUUUUAACUUGUAAACCUUUCACUCGAGUUGGAUUUGUUUUGCCUUCCAUGGACUCGUCAGAAAAGUGGGGGAUAGAGUCUGACCAAUCUAGUGCUAAGGUGAUAUUCCCAUUCGUCUUCAUCAAGUAGAGACCGACGGCAAGCUCCCCAACUUACUCGAAGUCUGCCUAACUUAAGAGUAGGCAUACACCUCUAACAGUACUCCGCUUGAUCGGUAUCUGCAUGCAUCAUUGAGCCCAUUUUGAAACUUAUCAGUCCACUUCUUAUGUUAGGAUCUUUAUAAGUUGAGAACCUACGUAUUUGUCCACUCACAUCAGUUAACCCGAAUUGAGGGAGCUUCAUUUUUCAUUUUUCACUUGCGAAGAACCAGACAGCGAUUUGGCAACAAAUAUGAGGAAGAAGAAGGUUUUGGUUGUGGGCGGCACAGGUUACUUAGGUCAGCAUCUUCUAUCAGGACUUUCCGAGAUCGAUGGAGUUCCAUAUGAUAUCGCGUUCACUUAUCACUCCUUUGCGCCUGAAGAUUUGUUGGGAGCUCUUCCUCAUCUACUUGCAUUUCAAGUUGAUUUAAAAUCUGGUCAAGGAUUCGAUACCGUUGCUGAGAAUUUUGGCCAGCCAGAUAUUGUUGUUAAUUGUGCUGCUAUCUCUGUCCCCCGUGCCUGCGAAAUAGACCCUGUUUCUGCAUUUUCUGUCAACGUGCCUACCGCCCUUGGAACUUGGCUUCUCAGUUUUGAAGGGAGGAAUACCCUAUUCAUCCAUCUAUCAACUGAUCAAGUUUAUGAAGGCGUGAAAUCAUUCUAUAAUGAAGAAAAUGAAACCAUUCCUGUGAAUGUUUAUGGCAAGUCAAAGCUAGCAGCUGAACAGUAUGUUUCUGAGAAAUUUUCUAACUUUGCAAUCUUGAGAUCCAGUAUCAUUUUUGGUCCUCAGACCAUCUCACCUGUUCCUAAAUCUCUUCCUGUUCAGUGGAUUGAUGCUACCUUGUCUGAAGGAAGGGAAGUUGAAUUCUUUCAUGAUGAGUUUCGAUGUCCUGUGUAUGUCAAGGAUGUCGUGAAUGUCAUCAUAACAUUGAUUAAGACAUGGAUAUCAGAGGGCAAGCAAAUGCAAUUGCUGUUAAAUGUUGGUGGACCAAAUCGUGUAUCACGUGUUGAAAUGGCUGAGACUGUUGCAGAAAUUAGAGGGCACAAGAAAUCAUUGAUCAAAAGAGUGUCUGCAUCAUCAAUCGAUCGAGGCGUAAAAUCCCCAGCAGACAUUUCAAUGAACAUUGAUAAACUGGUCCAGAUACUUGCCAUGUUUCCUGUUUCAUUCACCGACGGUGUCAGAUUGACACUCGCAGCCGAGAUUACAGAGUGAUGCAUUGGACACUGUAAUGACUCUUCACUGCUGCUUUAUCUUUUAAGGCUCAAUGACUCAAAUUUGGUUAUUAUGGUCUGCAAACUGCCUCAAAUUGCUGCAAAUUUAUUUCCUUUUCUCGGUUUUAUAUAAUGGUUUGCAUCUUUUUUUGUUUUCUAAUCAUCAACUAUUAUUUCGUUUUCCUUUUCUUGGAACUUGAAUUUAUGUUCUUCACCAUUAUCAUCUUAGAAUUUUUUUUUUUGAAAGCCAAAGCCCUCUAUUUAGUAAUUAUUUGGUUGUUUAUUUUU
Molecule: messenger RNA, 1636 nt
Organism: Cucumis melo (muskmelon)
Lineage: Eukaryota; Viridiplantae; Streptophyta; Magnoliopsida; Cucurbitales; Cucurbitaceae
Exons: 6
Coding region: 393-1349 (318 amino acids)
Source: RefSeq, a predicted model, not a curated record